UCAUAUUCAAUUCACACUUUCCUAUCAAUAGGCAAAUUUUACAUAAUUUUCCUAAGAUUUUUAACACAACAACAGUAACUAACUAAAAUCUAUUCAAGUAUUAGCGAAAGCACACCACCACACAAAACCCAGAAAUGUUUACACAAAAGGAGUUAGCUACGUUUUUCUUUAUGAAGCGCACAGAUCGCAAAAGUAUAUACACGCAGAUUAGUGAGCUUGUGAAGACGGCGCAGGAAGUGGCCGAGCGAGAGUUGAAUCAAAGGCGCGAGCGGCUGCGCACUAUGCUCGAGCAUGAGGACAAAAUCUACGAGGAAGAGUUCGCUAACAAAGUCAAGUCGCGCAUAGACGAGGACAUACAGCACCGCAAAGACGCUUUGUUCAAUAUAAAGGAAGAACGCAAGCGGUUAGAGAAAGAAUUCUUAGAGCGCAAGACUAUACAACAACAGUUCGAGAGUUGCUAUGAAAUACGCGAGGCGUUGCGGCGCAAAGAAACCCUGCAAACCAAAGAGGUGCAGUUAGAGCAAAUCGUCGAAAAAGAACGCGCACAACUGCGCGAACGACAACUGGACGAUUAUUGGUGUAAAGUACGUGAUGCGCGCACGCAGCGCUAUGAUGAACGGCAGGCAGACGAAACUAAGAAAAAGUGUGACAUCAAGCGGAGCAUGCGUUGCGUUCUGGAGCAGCAAAUGGAAAUGCACAAACAAGAUGAGGAGCGUGAGCGCGAGCUCAAACGCGCGGAAGCUAUGGAGCUCAAUAAAAUAAUGGAGGAAAUACGCUUGGAAAAUUUCGAUCGCCUGCGUUUGGGUCUGCCCAAAACGACGCUUGCUUAUCGCGAAGAGCUGUUGGGCAUGAUUGCUGAAAAUAAAGCGAAACGCGAUGCUGAAGAGUGUGAGCGCAUAGAAGAGCAUCGCCAAUUGAUGAGGGAUGUGGCGCGCGAGCAGCAGGAGUACAGCGCCGCUGUGCUGGAACGUAAACGCGCUGUCUACAACGCGACAAUGGAGUAUCUCGAUUACGCGCGACGAAUGCGCAAAUUGGAGGAGGACACACAGAAUAUGCGCGACGCGCGUAUCGACGAUUUGCGACAUGUGGAUAUUUGUACGAAGAGUAAUAUUCAGAGAGAACUACAACGCAAGGCGGAAAUAGCAGCGCUCUGUUAUGCUGAGUUACGGCGGCAAAUAUGCGAGGAAUAUGAACGACGCCUACGUGACAUACAAGAACUGCGCGAGCCUAAAAUAAUCGAAAAUCGGUUUGCGCGUCCCGAGAAAACACGCGCUGAUAUAAUGGCCGAACGGCGCAAGAUGCGCGCUGGCUUAGAUGAGCAGCUGAUUGAAAAUGCGCGCGUACAUGCCGAGGAGGAGGCCAAGUACAAUGCGGAUCUUAAGUUAGCUAUUAAUGAUCCCGAAUUCUGUACCGAACUUGCGGAGAAAUAUUUGAGCGCUGGCAUUGACUACUUGCCGCCACAUGCUAAUUGGCUGAUUUAUGCUUGUCCACAGAAGCAAAUCGUCGCAAAGCGAAACGCGCCAGCUGCCGCUGGUGAACGCGAAGAAGACAUGGAUGAUGCUUGCUUAAAGCCAUGCGGUUGUGGGGCGCGCACGGGAUUGGAGUGCACACACCACAAUUGGUCGGCGCAUAAGCGUGGCGCAAACGCUGAUGCGAAGCGAAGAUUGGAGCUUGAGUCUUGUUGA
Bactrocera tryoni is the source of this 1685-nucleotide messenger RNA. Its product is annotated as trichoplein keratin filament-binding protein. Bases 135 to 1685 code for a protein of 516 amino acids. The transcript has a single exon. Lineage: Eukaryota; Metazoa; Arthropoda; Insecta; Diptera; Tephritidae. The record is from RefSeq and is a predicted model, not a curated record.